UCAUUUUCAGGGUGGAUCCCCAACAGACCCCUGUCCCUCCUCCUCUUCGGUUUCAAUUCAGUCAAAUCAUAGCGACUUGGCAGCUGGAGGUGCAUGCCUCUGCGAACCAGAGAGCAAUUGGCCUUUACUGUGGUCGCCUUUAAAAGUUUCGGACGGGAACAUCUGAGCGAGCCAUCUGUGACCAAAAUCGAUUAAGGUGUCGCACGCGGAGUCGCAGUUCCCGUAAAACACGUAGAAAUGGACGAAAAGGCGUUUACGAAGGAACUCGACCAGUGGAUCGAGCAGCUCAACGAAUGCAAGCAGCUGUCUGAGGGACAAGUGAAGACACUAUGUGAGAAGGCAAAGGAGAUCCUGACCAAGGAGUCAAACGUCCAGGAGGUGAGAUGUCCGGUGACGGUGUGCGGUGACGUGCACGGUCAGUUCCAUGACCUCAUGGAGCUGUUCAAGAUCGGAGGGAAAUCUCCAGACACAAACUAUUUGUUUAUGGGAGACUACGUGGACAGAGGGUACUACUCUGUGGAAACAGUCACUUUACUUGUAGCACUUAAGGUACGCUUCCGGGAGCGCAUCACAAUCCUCCGAGGGAACCACGAGAGCAGACAGAUCACACAGGUCUAUGGCUUUUAUGACGAGUGUUUAAGGAAAUACGGAAACGCCAACGUCUGGAAGUAUUUCACAGACCUGUUCGACUACCUCCCCCUCACCGCCUUGGUAGACUCUCAGAUUUUCUGCCUUCACGGAGGACUGUCUCCAUCUAUAGAUACGUUGGAUCAUAUUAGGGCCCUAGACCGUUUACAGGAGGUUCCACAUGAGGGCCCCAUGUGUGACCUGCUGUGGUCAGACCCCGACGACCGCGGCGGCUGGGGCAUUUCCCCACGAGGGGCCGGCUACACGUUCGGCCAGGACAUCUCCGAGACCUUCAACCACGCCAACCGCCUCACGCUGGUGUCUCGAGCUCACCAGCUGGUCAUGGAGGGCUACAAUUGGUGCCAUGAGAGGAACGUGGUCACAAUAUUUAGUGCCCCCAACUACUGCUACCGCUGUGGAAACCAGGCUGCUAUUAUGGAACUAGACGACACCCUCAAAUACUCCUUCUUGCAGUUCGACCCCGCACCUCGUAGAGGGGAGCCUCACGUAACCCGACGCACUCCAGACUACUUCCUGUAAACUCUGACCCUUCGACCCUUGUACAGUCUCGUCCAGUAUUUUCAUGACACGACUUUCGGGCGACAUCGGUGUGAAUGAGGAAUGGGAUGUCAGGGAAACCGUGGAGGCUUCACAGCAGUGCACAUUGUAUAUCCACACAAAGACCUAUUUAAGCAAUUUGCAAAAAGCAGUGUCCGUGUGUAUGGAUGGACCAAAUGGUGUGUGCCAUAAUCAUUACAACAGUCAUUGCUGAGGACUUGUUAUGAUAUUCCCCCUCCCCCAAAUAUUUAAACCACCAUCGGUGUUUAUACUCCUGAUUCUGCACAUGUAGCUGAUCUGAAGGCUCACAGGUCCAAGGCAAAUAAAAGAAAAAUACUGCUAUUUGAAAAGUGGCUGUCCCAAAGGACACGGCAUGUACUGAGAUCUGAACCUGAUCUGUUUGCACUUUUGUAAAUUUAAAGAUAUGUAACUUAUGUCAAAAGAUUUCACACUAUGUAUGUUUUUUUUUUUUCUUUUUAAAAAUUGCAAAUAAAGCCCCCAUCCGACAAGCUUUACACAAAGUUCCUUCCUGUGUUUAUGGUGUAUAACCUUCUCAUGCAGAUGGAGCUCGGUCUAUAUGAUGGAUGAUGGAACAUUAAUCCUCAUCAACUCACUGCUUCCCUCUGAAAUACAGACUCUGUAUAAACCAAACUAAAAUAAAGACAAAGGUGGCUUCUUUGA
This is a messenger RNA of Menidia menidia (Atlantic silverside), 1866 nucleotides long. Lineage: Eukaryota; Metazoa; Chordata; Actinopteri; Atheriniformes; Atherinopsidae. The record is from the annotation of a GenBank genome assembly.